GCCACGUCGGUUCGGGCGUGAUUGGGGGAGGGACGGGUCCCUUUUAGCCCUUGCGCCCAGCUUCCCCUCCCACUCUUGUUUGACGCGGCGUUGAGGUGCUGGCUGUUGGUAUUGCGGAAGGAACCUUGGCAUCCCCAGCCUCUAGUUCCGGUGGCUACGGCCGGACGUCAACCUACUCUAUUGGGGCUUCCGAGCCAUGGCGACGAGGGAACCAGGAGAUGCCUUGGCACAGUCCACCCUUCCCUCUUCUGCCAGUCACAGCAAGGAAGCGCCUGAAAAACCUAACUAUGCUCUCAAACUUACUCUUGUGGGGCAUACGGCAGCAGUAUCAUCAGUUAAGUUCAGUCCUAAUGGAAAAUGGCUAGCAAGUUCUUCUGCUGAUAAACUGAUUAUAAUUUGGGGAGCAUAUGAUGGAAAAUAUGAGAAAACACUAUAUGGUCACAAUCUGGAAAUAUCAGAUGUUGCCUGGUCAUCAGAUUCUGGUCUUCUUGUUUCUGCCUCAGAUGAUAAAACUUUGAAGAUAUGGGAUGUGAGGUCUGGAAAAUGUUUGAAAACACUGAGGGGACACAGUAAUUACGUCUUUUGCUGUAAUUUCAAUCCGCCAUCCAAUCUCAUCAUUUCAGGAUCUUUUGAUGAGUGUGUGAAAAUAUGGGAGGUGAAAACAGGAAAGUGCCUCAAGACUUUAUCUGCUCACUCUGACCCGAUUUCUGCUGUUCAGUUUAAUUGUAAUGGGUCCUUGAUUGUGUCGGGUAGUUAUGAUGGUCUCUGUAGAAUCUGGGAUGCUGCUUCAGGUCAGUGUUUAAAAACACUUGUUGAUGAUGAUAACCCUCCUGUCUCUUUUGUAAAAUUUUCUCCAAAUGGUAAAUAUAUUCUCACUGCAACUUUGAACAAUACUCUUAAACUGUGGGAUUACAGCAGAGGCAGAUGCCUGAAGACUUACACUGGUCAUAAGAAUGAGAAAUACUGCAUAUUUGCCAGUUUUUCAGUUACUGGUGGAAAGUGGAUUGUGUCUGGCUCAGAGGAUAACCUGGUUUACAUUUGGAACCUUCAAACUAAAGAGAUUGUGCAGAAAUUACAAGGUCAUACAGAUGUUGUGAUCUCAGCUGCUUGUCAUCCUACAGAAAACAUCAUUGCAUCGGCAGCAUUAGAAAAUGACAAAACAAUUAAACUGUGGAUGAAUAACUACUAAAGCCAAGUUAGCAAAAAGCUUAUUUGAAAGAUGGUUUUCUAACUGGUAUGGUUUUUAUUUCUUUUAAAAAAUUACCUUCAAUUAUAAGACUUACAGAUUUAUAAUUCAAGAAUACAAGACAAGACAGUUGUGAAAACAAGUCUAGAAUCUACCUGGGGCUUUUGACUCCUAAUCUUGAUGCCUGUUAGGAAUCUCAGAUAUAUUUGUCCCUGUACAGGUUUCUAUUCUGUUCCUCUUAGUAACUUUUGUAGAGGCUUGGUUUACUUGGGAAAUAGUUCAAUUAGACAGCAUGACUGAUUGAGGUGGGCAAGAAAUUUUGCAGUUUCUGAUUUGGGAGGUCAAAUGAACAAGAGCAUGAGGCUAGGGUGGGUAAUAAGAAGACUGUAGAUACAUGUCACGUGCCUCCAGCACUUUUAGUGAUAUGUGAUGGAACAUGAAACGGUAUAUAGAAUUAUGUCAGUAAGUUGGGGAAAGUAAGUCCUGAUUUUUUAAUUAAAGGACCUCUGCCUCAUUAGAUAGUGCCAUCUUGUGAUGGCAAUGUAUGCUACAUUGAGUCGUGAGGCUGCGCUCCUUCAGGAUGUUACCUGUUAACUCACAUACUUCAGAUUCAUUGUACAGAAGUUACUUCUUGUGCCAUCACUGCCUGUCUCCCUCCAACCUCAGUGGACAGAUGAAUUAGAUGUUCUUGCUUUUUCUAUAAUUCCUAAAACUCAAAAUACAUUAUUUACCAAUGUGUCAUAAUGUUUUCAUGGGCCAUGUUUCCAGCAGAUAAUGAGCUCUGUGGGAUCAGGAAGUUUUGAUCCCACAGAGCUGAUUAUUCACCUUUGUAUUCUGUUUGAUGAAUGUGAUGCCACAGCUUCCUUUAUUCCUUGCCUCCUUUCAAUAGGUUUUAGUAAUAAAUUCCCAA
Molecule: messenger RNA, 2096 nt
Organism: Marmota flaviventris (yellow-bellied marmot)
Lineage: Eukaryota; Metazoa; Chordata; Mammalia; Rodentia; Sciuridae
Gene: Wdr5b
Product: WD repeat domain 5B
Cellular component (GO): Set1C/COMPASS complex
Molecular function (GO): histone binding
Source: RefSeq, a predicted model, not a curated record